UGAAGAAUGAUCUGCCAGAAAGCACAUCGGGCAUUUCAUAUCACAAUGUGCAAUUUGCCGUUUCAGACCAUCAAUGGGAAAGAGCAAUCUCAAAAUCGACAGAAGGGUAUCGGUGUAGUGCACGUGGGUCAACCAAGCUGACGCGAAUUGUACCUGGAGUAUCCACAGACGCUGCGUCGGGCAUUCCGCUUUCCCACCACUUCCAUGCAGAAUUCCAGUGUCUGCAUUUCUUUGCUUUCAAUAAUCGACUUUGUUUUCGGUGGGAUCCUUGUGAGUGCCAAAAUCGUUGAAAGAAUAUUUUCUUGUUUUAAAUGUUAUAGCAGCCUCUAACACUUAAUGGGCUUUAAGCAAGCAUUUAUCGAAUUCUAAAAGUAUUCAGUGUAUUUUCAAAUACAUCUGUUAGGUUUUACAUAAAGACAAAGUAAGUUAAACACGUUGAGACUUUCAAAUCUAAACUCGAUAGUUAUUUCAGUACACUAUAUGGAUAGCAAACUGGCAAGCUUUGUUGGGCCGAAUGGCCUGUUCUUGUCAAACACUUUACAAUAUUCUAAUUUCAGCAAAUGUAACCUUCACCUAUUGGACGUGGACAGUUACCACGCCCUCGAGGUUGAAGAAAACCAGCCUCUCUUUUUUUAAAGCCACAGAGAGUUGUAGAAACUCGGGCUGUGUGAGGGGAAAGCGUACUAUCGCUUUUCGGGAAACCGGACGCCCGAAGUUUCUGGCAGAGCGACAGCGCCGUGGCUCUCCUUGUUCAUAGAUCUCCCGUUCUCCCGUGGUCUUACAAAAGGAACGCCAUUUGUAACAUCGGCCUCUAUAACUUUGGAUCUCCGACCCAAUUUGUUAUCACUGUAAACUGACCUACUGGAGAGGCACGGACGCUGACUGAGAAAAUGGCUUCUAUUCACCGGCACAAGCAGGCGUUUUCCCGGAGGCCCUCACGGUAGAUUCAACGAAACUCAAAAUAAUUUCUAACUCUUCCGUUUUGGAGUAUUGUGAGCUGAAUUGGGCCCCUUACAUUCGAAAGGAUGUGCUGAAAAUGGAGAGGGUUCAAGGGAGAAACCUAUCGAAUGUCGAAAGUCCUUAAUAGAGCGAAUGUGGACAGGAUGUUUCCAGUGCCGGCAGAGUGUAAGACCAUAGGGCACGGCCUCAGAGUAGAGGGGCGUACUUUUAGAACAGAUGACGAGGAGUAUCUUAGUCAACCCUCAUUCCUCUGAAUUCUAGUGAAGACAGGCUCAGAGGUAUCGAAUGUUGUUCAUAUAACAAGCUGUUCUAUCCUGGAAUCACUUUCAUGAACCUCUUUGAAACCUUUCCAUUUUCAGCACAUGGUUUCUAAAAUAAGGGGCCCAAACCUGCUCUCAAUACUUCAAUGAGGCCUUAACAGUGCUUUAUAAAGUCUCAACAUUACAUCCUUGCCUUUAUAUUCUAGUCCUCUUGAAAUGAAUGUUAACAUCGCAUUUGUUUUUCUCACCAUAGACUCACCCUGCAUACCACGAGCUUAUCAGUAGGUCUGUGGAACAUACCCAGAAUGUGAAGCCGUACUAAUGGAGCCAAGUCACAGAUUGAUAAAGGGAAGAGACAAACAUUAUCUCAGCUGAAAUGUUGUCCUUCACACAUUACCAUCUUUUGUAAACUUUUUUUUACAGGGUAAAAAGGCAAAGGAUGUACAUAUGGGAAUCUCAAACACAACAGCCCAUCAAUUCUGUUGUGGUGGUCAAUUCAUCAGCACUCGAAUGCCACUAAUCCUUGACUGUGAAGAAGGAGGAGAUGCUUGAGAAGACAGCACAGCAGUCAUAGCACGGAGAACUCAAACGCUGAUAAAUGGCCACAGUUAAAAGUAGUGAGGCAUCAUCCACUGGCUCUCUUUUUGAGAGGAAUCCACUGGGCCACUGCUGCUGGAGGUGCACCACCAAGUUCACUGGCUCUACGUGUGGGACACAAUCAUCAAAGCAUUCAAUCUGCAGAAACACCAGUGAGUUCACACUGGAGAGACCAUUCAUCUAUUCCAAGUGUGUCAAUGGAUUUAUUCAGUCUCCUGAGCUACUGAAAACCCAGCCAGUCCACACAGAGGAGUGUCCAUGCAUCUAUUGAGUGUGUGAUGAGAUUCAUUCAGUUAACCCAACCUGGAAGGCUCCAGAAAGUUCACAAUAAGUAGAGGUCACACUUCUGUCCUCAGUGAGCAAAGAGAUUUACUCAAUCAUCCUACCGGCUGAAACACCAGCAACUUCACAUCAGGGAGGAAGUUCAAAUAAGCUGUAUGUUAAAUUUUUAACCAUCACGGUGGCUGAAUAAAGUUGAAAAUUCAUGAGGGACUGUUGAUGUCAGAUUUUGCUGUUAUUACGGCUGCUUGUCACACCUGGGACUGAACCCUGAUCACCGAGUAUUGGAGGGGUUCUCUUGAUGCUUUAUAUUUGCAUUUCUCAAUCUGUUUUAGGCUUUGAUAGUUGACAGACAGAAUGAAUUACAAUCAGUUUUAAGUUUAGUAGCACCAGUAUAUGUCGUGAAAUUUGUUAACUUACCAGCAGUAGUACAGUGCCAUACAAGAUAAUAUAGAAAAAUAAAUAAGUAAAUUAAUUACAGUCAGUAAGUAUAAUAUAUGUAUAUUAAAUAGUUAAUUUAAAAUAGUGCAAAAACAGAAAUAAGAAAAAAGUGUGGUAGUGUUCAUGGACUCCAUAUCCAUUUAGGAAUCAGCUGGCAAAGGGGAAGGAGGUGUCCUGAAUUAUUGAGUGUGUGCCUUCAGGCUUCUGUACCGCUGUAACAAUGAGAAGAGGGCAUAUCCUGAGUAAGGGAGUCCUUAAUACUGGACGCUACCUUUCCUAGAAUCCUUGAAGAUAUCUUUAAUACUAUGGAGGCUGGUGCCCAUUACCGAGCUGACUAACUUUCCAACUUUCAGUUGCUUCUUUUGAUCCUGUGAGGUAGCCUCCCCCCCCCCCAUACGAGACAAUGAUGGAGCCUGUCAGAAUGCUCUCCGCGGCACAUCUAUAGAAGUUUUCAAAUCUCCUCAAACUAAUGAAAUAUAGCCUCUGUCUUGCCUUCUUUAUAGCUGCAUGCCUGUUGAAAAUGACUAUAUUGUGUAUGGGAGUUUGCUGCAUUAAAGUAGCUGUUGAGUUCUUCACACAGGAACAUUGACUGGUUUUCAGGGAUGUGACAGAGGGAAACCUGUGCUUACAGCCAUUUUGAAUCUUAUGUAUUUAUAUUUAUUAUAUACCUGAAAUUGUAUUAAACAAUCUUGAAUCAUGAAUGUGCUAUUUGUAACUAGAUGUACGGGGUUUUGCACUUUGUUCCAAAAGGAACGAUGUUUAAUUUAACCGUCUAUAUGCAUAUAAUCGAAUGUCUCUAGGAUCUUAAACUUGAACUUGAAUGGCAUCUUGCUUACCCAGCAACCUCCGCGCUUCAGAAUUCGUCAGUGAUCAAGUGCGCAGAAGCCGGGCCUCCCGGAUCACGCAUGCGUUCUGUACACAAAUUGCUCUGAAGAAGCGGAUGGCGGUCAAAACAGCAAAGAAUUUGUUUAUGUGAAUCUGAAACACAACAAUGCAACAGUUCUGCGGUGUCUUGUCAGUUCACAUUGAUCAUUGAAUGUGGAGGUGGAGUUGCUGAGAAGGACCACAUCAGUUGUAGGAUGGAGACCCCAAGCAUGUGGUCAGUAUAGGGAUGAGAUUUGAUGAACCCACCUGGAGAUAAUCCUUGUAAAUUGUCUUCAAGUUAUUAAAGGAGUGGCCAGAUAUUUCCUUUGUGACACCAAUAUAUCUGUUGUUGAUGCUUGGAGAUGAAGUAUCUCAUCCCAGCUGGAACGGUUCAUUGUGUUUGAAGUGAAGUUGUCUAUUGUGACCUAAUAAAAUCCAAAGGAAAUGAGGUGCUGAGAAUAUACCAGUGUAUGUCACUAGAGGUCAGGUCUUCAGCUGCAUUGAUUGUGUGACAGAUUCACUACGUCUGUCAUUUGAUUUGAAUUGCCAAUAGGGUGAUAUCACUCACCUGUUCUCAGUGUGGGAAAGGAUUCACUCACUCAGCCAACCCACACACACACACACACACACACACACACACACACCAGUGAGUCACAGUGAAGAGAGGCCAUUCACCUGCUCUGUGUGGGGGAGGAGAUCUACUUGGUCAUGCAGCCUGAAGAUACAUCAUCAAGUUCACACCAUAGUGAGAUGGUUCACCUGUUAUGACUGCAGGAAGCCAUACGUUCUGUGAUCCUACAUCAGAAAAUCCACACCAGUGGGAGGCCAUUCACCUGCUCAGACCGUGGGAAGAGAUUCACUCACUCAGCUGAUCUGCAGACAUACCAGUGAGGUCACAACUGUUCUGUGUGGAGGAAAUAUUCACUCGGUCAUCUGAUCUGCUGACACGCAGGAAAGUUCACACUGGGAAGAGCCCAGACACCUGCUCAGUCUGUGUGAAGAGAUUCACUCAGUCAUCCCAUCUACAGCUAAGCCAUUCAGUUCCCACUGGGGAGAUGCAGGUCAUCUGCUCAGACUGUGGGAAAGGAUUCACUCAGUCAUCGUAUCUACAGAAACACCUGCGAGUUCACACUAUAACGAGGCCGUUCACUUGCUCAGACUGUGGGAAAGGAUUCACUCAAUCAUCGUAUCUACAGAAACACCUGCAGGUUCACACUAUAACGAGGCCGUUCACUUGCUCAGACUGUGGGAGAGGAUUCACCCGGUCAUUUAACCUACUGGCACACAAGUCAGUUCACACUGGGGAGAGGCCAUUCAUCUGCUCAGACUGUGGGAAGGGAUUCACUCGUUCAUCUGCCUUACUGGCACACCGGUCAGUUCACACUGGAGACAGUCCGUUCACUUGCACAGAAUGUGGGAAGGGAUUUAGUUGGUUAUCCCACCUGCAGACACAUCAGCAAGUUCAUACUGGGGAGAGGCCAUUCACCUGCUCAGACUGUGGGAAAGGAUUCAUUCGGUCAUCUAACUUAGUAGCACACCAGUCUGUUCACACUGGGGAGAGACCAUUUGCCUGCUUAGACUGUGAGAAGCGAUUUACACGAUCAUCUCAACUGAAGGAACAUCAGCGAGUUCACACUGGGGAGAGACCGUUCACCUGCUCAGAGUGUGGGAAGGGGUUCGCACGGUCAUCUUACCUACUGGCACACCAGUCAGUUCACACUGGGGAGAGGCCAUUUACGUGCUCAGACUGUGGGAAGAGAUUCACUCGGUCAUCCCACCUACAGACACACCAGCGAGUUCACACUGGGGAGAGGCCAUUCAGCUGCUCUGCAUGUGGGAAGGGAUUCAGUCAGUCAUCCCACCUUGUGACACACUACCGAGUUCACACUGGAUUAAAAAGUUGAUGGACAUUUAACCAACUCAUUGCUGAAUCCAGAGGCAAGUUCACGAGUGACUGUUGGUGUCAAACUUUGUAAUUAUUGCUGCUGCUCAUCACACCCAGUUCUGCAUCCUGGUCACUGGGCAUGGGAGCAACAUAUUUUGCGGAUGUUCACCUUUAAUGGGACUAGAGUUUAGUAUUCUAGAUUUGUGACAAAUAAAUCAAUUCUGCCUUAAACUCUGUCUCAUGUACUUUGAGAAUCUACAACACAUCCAGUGUAGAGUAGGGAGAUAAACCAGCCUAGCUGGUCCCUUCCGAUGUUUCUGUUCCACAACAGUUCUUUUAAACCCAUCCCUGCUAUUCACUUCUCACUCUCCCUGAGUUGAUGGGUUUUCAAACAGUCACCACUCUGUGGGUGAAGAGGUUUCCUUUAAAUUUCCUGCAUGAUUUUCUACAGACGAUGAUGAGCUGACUGCAGUUAUCUCUGACAUGUUCUUUAUCCCUCAAAUCGCUGGGCUAAGGAAAAUUGAUAUUGGUAGGUAACCUACUUAUUCCCUGCUCAUUUCAGUUUUGUGGGUCAUUUUCACUGCUAAAGGGCUGAGUGUCACACAGCUGGGUUGCUAGAAUACACCACUGUCCUCGAAAGUCUGAAAGUUCCUCAUUUGUGUGGCAAAAUAAAAACCCCAGAUUAAGUAAAAGACAGUUACAGAAAUCUAAAAAAGAUGUUGGUUUAGCUUUACCUAAUUUUAGAUUUUACUAUUGGGCGAAUAAUAUUCAAAAUUUAAUAUAUUGGAAACUAGAUUUAGAUUUACCAUUGUGCCCACAGUGGGUAAAUUUAGAAUGUAAUGAUGCACAAGGAUAUUCUUUAUUUUCUGUUCUUGGUUCCUCUCUCCCUGUUGAUUUAGUUAAACUUAAUAAACAGAUAUCUAACCCUAUUGUCAAACAUACAUUACGAAUUUGGUUUCAAUUUCGUAAGUUUUUUACUCUGAAAAACUUCGUUCUUGAUAGCCCUAUCUUUCUUAAUUUUUUCUUUAAACCUUCUUCAACAGAUCAAGCUUUUAGCAUAUGGAAAAGGAAAGGUAUAAUAUGUUUUCGUGAUCUUUUCUUUGAAGGUAGUUUGAUGUCUUUUGAUCAACUUUCUAACAAAUUUAAGUUACCUAAAUCUAAUUUUUUUAGAUACUUACAAAUUAGAAAUUUUUUGUAUAAAGUUUUACCAUCCUUUCCUAAUUCAACCUUGAUAGAUUUUUCAGAUAUGAUUUUUACUUUAAAUCCCUGUCAGAAGGGAUUAGUGGCUCUUAUUUAUAAAAGGAUUAUGAAGCUACAACCAGAGGUAUCGGGCAGAAUUAAACAGGAAUGGGAAAAAGAACUUCAAUACAAUAUAUCAACGGAAAAAUGGGAAAAAAAUUUACAAAUGGUUAAUUCUUCUUCUAUAUGUGCUAAACAUGCUCUAAUACAAUUUAAGGUCGUAUAUAGAGCUCAUAUGUCUAAAGAUAAACUUGCUCGGUUUUAUUCUCAUGUUAAUCCUCAAUGUGACCAAUGCCAUUUAAAUGUGGCUUCAUUGACCCACAUGUUUUGGUCAUGUCCUACCUUACAUAAUUAUUGGAAGGACAUAUUUGCUACCAUUUCCUCAGUUUGGAAUAUUGAUUUACAACCUCAUUCUAUCACUGCAAUUUUUGGUAUACCAAAUGAAGAUGAUAGUCGAUUCUCCCCUUCAAUUAGACGAAUGAUUGCCUUUGUAACAUUAAUGGCCAGGAGAUCUAUAUUACAAAAUUGGAAAGAAGUAAAUCCUCCUACCACAUUUCAGUGGUUCUCUCAAACUAUUUCUUGUUUAAGUUUAGAAAAAAUUAGAAGUACUGUUUUUGAUUCAUCAAUUAAAUUUGAAGAAACUUGGGGACCGUUCAUUCGACACUUUCAUAUGAAUUAGUUUGGCUUCUUCCAGACCUUUACUCUUUUUAUUCUUGUUCUGGUACGGAGUUCCGGAGUUUCUGACACUAUCAUAUACAUAUAAACUAUUAUUAUUGCCCAUGUUAGUUUCGGUUUAUUUUUUUUUAUUUCUUUAAAUAUACAUUUUUUCUUGUAUUUUAUAUAUUUUUUUCUUCUGAUGAUUAUUUCUAAUCUUUUUCAUGUAUAAUCAAU
Molecule: messenger RNA, 7416 nt
Organism: Hypanus sabinus (Atlantic stingray)
Lineage: Eukaryota; Metazoa; Chordata; Chondrichthyes; Myliobatiformes; Dasyatidae
Product: zinc finger protein 239-like
Exons: 2
Coding region: 4457-5305 (282 amino acids)
Biological process (GO): regulation of transcription by RNA polymerase II
Cellular component (GO): nucleus
Molecular function (GO): DNA-binding transcription activator activity, RNA polymerase II-specific; RNA polymerase II cis-regulatory region sequence-specific DNA binding
Source: RefSeq, a predicted model, not a curated record